Molecule: messenger RNA, 588 nt
Organism: Medicago truncatula (barrel medic)
Lineage: Eukaryota; Viridiplantae; Streptophyta; Magnoliopsida; Fabales; Fabaceae
Product: receptor-like protein EIX1
Exons: 1
Coding region: 1-588 (195 amino acids)
Source: RefSeq, a predicted model, not a curated record
AUGUGUUUGGUGUUGCAAGCAGACCAGCUUGUUUGCUCAAAAGAGGUUGUCAGGUGCAUACAAAGUGAGAGACAGGCACUUCUGCAAUUCAAGUCUGGCCUUAUUGAUGAAUUUGACAUGUUGUCAUUUUGGACAACUGAAGAUUGCUGCCAAUGGUAUGGAAUUGGUUGCAGCAAUAUCACUGGCCAUGUACUUAUGCUCGAUCUUCAUGGUGAUUAUAAUUAUUACUAUUAUGGUGGGGGAAAUAGAUUUUAUAUCCGUGGUGAUAUCCACAACUCAUUGAUGGAGUUGCAGCAACUAAAGUAUUUGAACCUCCGUGGGAAUUAUUUCACAGAUAUUUCUAUCCCAGGUUUCAUUGGAUCUCUAAGAAACUUAAGGUAUCAUGAUCUUUCAGGAUUUGACAACAGGGAUCACAAUGGAGGUCAGUGGUUGUCUAAUCUUACUUCUUUAACCCAUCUUCACAUGUCGUCAAUAUUGAAUCUUGAUAGAUUUAAUAGUUUGUUGGAAAUGGUUGGUAAGCUACCAAAAUUGGGAGAACUAAAUUUAACAGAUUGUGACCUUUCUGAUCAUUUCUCUUUCUAUCCUUGA